Stylophora pistillata is the source of this 4095-nucleotide messenger RNA. RefSeq names its product ATP-binding cassette sub-family C member 4. Gene Ontology annotation, molecular function: ATP hydrolysis activity; ABC-type transporter activity; ATP binding. The record is from RefSeq and is a predicted model, not a curated record. Gene Ontology annotation, cellular component: membrane. Gene Ontology annotation, biological process: transmembrane transport. Lineage: Eukaryota; Metazoa; Cnidaria; Anthozoa; Scleractinia; Pocilloporidae.
AUGACAUCAAAAGGCGGUUACAGGAAAAUAUCCGGUGGUGACGACAACAAAGUCAGUUUUGCAUCUGCUCUCUUUUUUCGUUGGAUGAACGGAGUUCUUAAGCAAGGCAGUCAAAGACCUUUGGAUCAAAAUGACUUUUUACCAUUGUCAGACGAGAACUCUGGCCGCUUUGUUACCGACAAGCUUCGAACAAGCUGGGAAGGCAAAAAACAUCAUUGCAAGAUAAAAGGAAAAAGGCCUAAACUUUGGAAAAGCGUGUUUGAUAUGCUUUCUGUCAAAGAUGUCAUCAUUAUUUUGACAAGCAAUAUGUUGUGUACAACUUCACGUUUUCUCUUUCCAUUGUUUCUCGGGUAUUUCGUUUCUAUGCUUAUUUCAGCUGAAGCAAACAAUACUUACCUGAUCUACGCCUGCGCAUUAGCUUUGUGUCUCAAUGGUUUGAUCGGUGGUCUUGGUCUACACCAGCAAGACUACAGAUGUGAAGUGUUGGGGAUCAAAAUAGGCAGCGCCCUGAGGGGACUGGUGUACCACAAGACACUUCUUCUCAGCAAACAGGUGUUACUGGAAUUCACUGCAGGACGCUUAUUUGACCUGAUAUCUAAUGAUGUUAAGAGAAUGGAAGAAGAGACAGUCAAGUUUUUUUUCUUGACACCUUUUGCAGUCCUGUCGUAUGCAGGAACAACAUUCCUUAUAUACAAUCUGAUUGGUUGGCAGGCUACAGCGGGAGUGUUUCUCCUGUGUAUUCUCAUGCCAUACUUUGCCGUCUUGUCCUAUGGUAAUGCUAAGCUGCGCUUGCGCACAGCUACAGUGUCCGAUCAGCGAAUCUCCCUUAUGAAUCAAGUAGUUUCCGGAGUCCGCGCAGUGAAAACGCAUGCGUGGGAGGAAGAAUAUCAGCGAAAAAUAGAAGAUAUACGAAGGAAUGAAAUCAGCGUCAUUUCGAAGAGGACAACCAUUCAGUCAAGUCUUGACGCCUUGUUGUACAGUGCGACGCCAUUAGCUACUCUGGUGUCGGUAAUUACUAUGGUGCUCACAGGCCAGACCCUCACACCUGCUAAUGUUUUUAUGCUGCUGUCGUUUAUGGGUGUUCUAAAACUUGCUGGCAUGUUUAAUUUGACAAAUGGUUUCAUGAGAACAUAUGACGCAUACGUUUCACUUGAAAGAAUCGAAGAAUUCCUUCUUUUAGAAAAUUUAUCGGAGGCCUCGAAGGGUGAUGAAAAUAAGGAACACCAACAAAAGGUCGAGAGUACCUCCAUUAAACAAAGUAGCGGAUACUCAAAAAAAGAAGCCGAAAAUAUGAAGAACAUUUCAUCCUCUUUUGAAGUAACAGAACUAGGGCCAACUGAUCUAUGUGUGUCAAAGUUAACCUGCGCAAAAAGCCAUCGUGAACAUGAAUUUAUUCUUCAGGAUAUCAACUUUGUUGCACCUUUAAAGAGUUUAACAGUAAUCACCGGGCCGGUUGGAAGUGGUAAGUCCACUCUACUCUCAGCGAUCGCUGGUGAAAUUUCCAACAGUAGUGGGACGAUUUUGUAUCGAGGCAAUGUCAUUUACUUGCCUCAGACUGCUUGGGUGUUCUCGGGAACAAUAAAAGAAAACAUUCUGUUUGGCCAGCCCUACGCAGAGUUCAAGUACGAAAGAAUAAUCGACGUCUGUGCUCUUAAAGAAGACUUUCAGCGAUUACCUGAUGGUGACCAAACAGUUGUUGGAGAACGCGGCGAGGUUCUGAGUGGAGGACAACAGGCAAGAGUAAGUUUAGCUCGUACAGUUUAUGCUGAGGGAGAUGUUUAUCUGUUGGAUGACCCACUGAGUGCUGUCGAUUUUAAAGUUGGGCAACACAUCUUUAACAAGUGCAUCAAAGAUCUACUGGCUGAUAAAACUGUUCUGUUAACCUCUCAUCAGCAACAGCACAUGGAAAAUGCCGAUGAAGUGAUUGUGUUGUACAGAGGGCGGGUACUGGAUAAGGGACGCUUUAUUGAGCUGUACGAAAAAGGUGUACUUAGUUCAACUGUUGACCCGCUCUAUAAAGCAGCUCUGAAGGACAAAACAGAAUCAUCGGCGACGUUUACCUGGGAAAAUACUGAGAAACACGUCGAUGCUGAAAAAUGCCAGAAAACACAUUCUCUGCCUAAUGAAGCGAAGAGUUUGGAGAUAGCAAAGGAAGAUCGUACAAUUGGAGUUGUCACAUCCAAGCUGUAUUGGAACUACUUCAGAAGUGGAGCACAUCCUUUGAUGAUAACUGGAAUGGUUGUUUUAAUUCUCAUUACUCAAGCCAUCAUUGUUGCUCCGGACGUGUGGCUCUCGUUUCUUGCAAGGCUAAUCCCAGAAGAUCAGAAGAACAAGACUUAUUUAUCUGUCUUCGCCUGUCUGGUUGGCGCGUGUUUUAUAUUUACUAUUAUUCGGGCUUAUGGAUUCCUCCUACUUUCUCUAAAGUGCGCCGAGCGUCUUCACGAUAAAAUGGUUGUGGCCCUUUUACAAGCACCUGUCCUGUUCUUUGAUUGUAAUCCAGUGGGAAGAAUCCUAAAUCGCUUCUCGAAUGAUAUUGGCUGCGUGGAUGAGUUAUUACCCAAAACAUUCCUGGCGGCAAUGCAGAUGCUUUUGAUGACAUUUGCCCAAAUUCUGGUAACAGUUGCCACAAUUGUUUGGCUCGUGUUUCUCGUUGUUCCAAUUUCCGCGCUGGUCGUUCUUCUUUCCAAUUAUUACUUGAAAACGGCCAGAGAACUAAAGAGGCUGGAGUCGAUAUCUCGUAGCCCGGUGUUCGCUCACUUUUCGGAGACUCUGGUUGGACUGGACACGAUUCGUACAAGAGGAAGACAGACAGAUUUUGUGGACACACUAUACAGAUACCAAGAUGUUCACAACCAGGCAUACAUUAUGGUGAUGGCCAGCGGUAGAUGGCUCGGUACACGUUUGGAUUGUCUCACUUCCCUGUUUGUUGGUGCAGUUGCUCUGGCUGCAGUCUUGGUAUCCCAAGAUGCUGCUUCUGCAGGUCUCGCUCUUGUUUACGUCAUCCAAACUCUGUGCAUCACUCAAUACACAGUUAGAAAAACCUCUGAAAUGGAAAACUACAUGACCUCAGUUGAACGAGUUAUGACCUACACCAAACUCGACGGGGAGCCUGGAUACGGGGAAGAACGACAACCCCCAAAAGACUGGCCUCAGAGAGGAAGUAUUAUAUUCAGAGAUGUAUCUCUGACUUACUAUCCGGGGGGACCUCAAGUGCUGAAGCGAAGGAUUAGAAUUUUCUCUGAAUUUUUGCAGCUUGACCCCACGCGACUAUGCCAUAGAACAAAUAGGACGCUUCUUCUCAGCACGCAGGUGUCACUGGAAUUCACUGCAGGACGCUUAUUUAACCUGAUAUCUAAUGAUGUUAAGAGAAUGGAAGAAGAGACAGUCAAGUUUUUUUUCUUGACACCUUUCGGAGUCCUUUCGCGUGCAGGAACAACAUUCCUUAUAUACAAUCUGAUUGGCUGGCAGGCUACUACGGGUGUGUUCUUCCUGUGUAUUCUCAUUCCAUACUUUGCCGUCUUGUCCUAUGCUAAUGCUAAGCUGCGCUUGCGCACAGCUACAAUGUCCGAUCAGCGAAUCGCCCUAAUAAAUCAAGUAGUCUCUGUGAUCCGCGCAGCCAAAACGCAUGCGCCGGAGGACGAAUAUCGGCGAAAAGUAGAAGAAAUACGAAGUGUUACUGAGGAAGGAAUUUUUGCUGUUAUAUUCGAGUGGAAACUGGCUGUAUAUCUUGACAUAACUUGUCGCCUUCUCUUUCCACUGUUUCUCGGGUAUUUCAUUUCCAUGCUUACGUCAGCUGAGGCAGAGAGUACUUACCUGAUCUACACCUGUGCAUCAGCUUUGUGUCUCAAUGGAACAACAUUCCUUAUAUACAACCUGAUUGGUUGGCAGGCUACAGCGGGAGUGUUCCUCCUGUGUAUUCUCAUGCCAUACUUUGCCGUGUUGUCCUAUGCUAAUGCUAAGCUGCGCUUGCGCACAGCUACAGUGUCCGAUCAGCGAAUCGCCCUAAUAAAUCAAGUAGUCUCCGUGAUCCGUGCAGCCAAAACGCAUGCGUGGGAGGACGAAUAUCGGCGAAAAGUAGAAGAUAUACGAAGAUAA